Messenger RNA from Kazachstania africana CBS 2517, 1098 nucleotides. It is a transcript of the gene LEU2, whose product is annotated as 3-isopropylmalate dehydrogenase. Gene Ontology annotation, biological process: L-leucine biosynthetic process. NCBI's taxonomy places the organism in Eukaryota, Fungi, Ascomycota, Saccharomycetes, Saccharomycetales, Saccharomycetaceae. The transcript has a single exon. The record is from RefSeq and is a predicted model, not a curated record. The coding region runs from base 1 to 1098 and encodes 365 amino acids. Gene Ontology annotation, molecular function: 3-isopropylmalate dehydrogenase activity; NAD binding; magnesium ion binding. Gene Ontology annotation, cellular component: cytosol.
AUGUCCUCUGUCAAGAAUAUAACUGUCUUCCCAGGUGAUCACAUUGGGACAGAAAUUGUAAGAGAAACUGUUAAAGUUCUCGAUGCCAUUGCAGAAGUUUCUCCAAACGUUAGUUUCAAAUACAAUUACCAAUUGAUUGGUGGUGCCGCUAUUGACGCCACAGGUGAACCUUUAACGGAUGAAGCUUUACAGGUUGCCAAGAACUCCGACGCUAUCUUAUUAGGUGCUGUCGGUGGACCCAAGUGGGGUCAUGGACUCGUUAGACCAGAACAAGGUCUAUUAAAAAUUCGUAAAGAAUUGGGUGUCUAUGCAAAUUUAAGACCUUGUCAAUUUGUUUCAGAGACCUUACUAGAUUUAUCACCAUUAAAGAGAGAAAUUGUACAAGGUACAGACUUCGUCAUCGUUAGAGAAUUGGUUGGUGGUAUCUAUUUUGGUGAAAGACAAGAAGCUGGUGAUGACGGUGUUGCAUGGGAUAAAGAAUCUUAUUCUGUUCCUGAGAUUCAAAGAAUUACAAGAAUGGCUGCAUUCUUGGCAUUACAACAUAAUCCACCUCUACCAGUUUGGUCACUGGAUAAGGCAAACGUUCUUGCCACUUCAAGAUUAUGGAGAAAAACUGUCGAAGAAACUAUUAAGAAUGAAUUCCCAACUUUAACUAUUAAUCAUCACUUAAUCGAUUCUGCCGCAAUGACUUUGGUACAAAAUCCAACUAAAUUAAACGGUGUUGUCAUCACAACUAACAUGUUCGGUGAUAUCAUCUCAGAUGAAGCAUCUGUCAUUCCAGGUUCUCUUGGAUUAUUACCAAGUGCAUCUCUUGCAUCAUUACCUGAUAAGAAUGAUGCUCUUGGUCUAUAUGAACCAUGUCACGGUUCUGCUCCAGAUUUACCAGCCGAUCAUGCAAACCCAAUCGCUACCAUUUUAUCUGCCGCCAUGAUGUGUAAACUGUCAUUGAAUUUAACAAAAGAAGGUAAUGCCAUCGAAGAAGCUGUGAAGAGAACCAUCGAUGCAGGUAUCAAGACAGGUGACCUUGGCGGGAAAAAUACAACCACAGAGGUCGGUAACGCUGUAGCCAAGUUCGUUAAGGAAAUCUUGGCAAACUAG